AUGAGUUCGCCACAACAGCAACCACACUCCUCGCGCGGAAGCUUCAGCUUGCCCACUGGGCCCAACUUCCACUCUUCUUCCUCAUCUCAUCCCUCGCCAUCGCGCACCCAACAGAAAAAGACGUGGAAAAACCCUAGCAUCUCAUCUCUCCAUUCCUCGCGAGGGCAUCCCUGCCGUUCUUCAAUGAGAAGCACAGCGCCUGCAGCUGCAGAGGAGGCGGAGCGCACCCGUAAUUCGCAGAAUCUGACACGCGCAGAUUCUUCGGGUUCGACGGGGACCAGGAGGACUUCAAGCUCCGGCGAUAAGUGGUGGCAUAUUCACUUUUUCCAGGGCAUGAUAGACGAUAUCAAGAGGAGGGUGCCGUACUAUGCUAGUGACUGGAAAGAGGCGUGGGAUUAUCGCGUCGUUCCAGCGACGAUAUAUAUGUAUUUUGCCAACAUCUUGCCCGCUCUUGCAUUUUCCUUGGACAUGUUUGAAAAAACAAACAUGAGCUACGGAGUCAACGAGGUAUUGUUAGCCUCGGUGUUAGGCGCUGUGGUUUUCUCCUUACUUGCGGGCCAGCCUCUAGUUAUCGUUGGAGUAACAGGCCCAAUUACCGUCUUUAACUAUACAGCUUAUGAUAUCAUGUCCCCGACAGGCGUCAACUACUUGGGCUUCAUGUGCUGGAUUGGGAUAUGGGCGAUGCUCAUGCAUUGGGUUCUCGCCAUUACCAACUCCUGCAACGCGCUGACAUAUGUCACCCGUUUCUCCUGCGACAUUUUCGGGUUCUACGUAGCCUUUAUCUACCUACAAAAGGGGAUUCAGGUCCUCACACGCCAAUGGGGUAAAUCUGGCGAAGCCUCUGCCUACCUUUCUAUCAUGGUGUCCCUUCUUGUGCUCAUGUGCGCCUAUAUCUGUGGUGCGGUCGGGGAAAGCAACCUUUUCCAGCGUUACAUCCGAAAAUUCAUCGAGGACUACGGCACUCCGCUUACUAUUGUGUUUUUCACGGGAUUUGUACACAUUGGCCGCAUGAGAAACGUGCCUGUUGAGACGCUGCCCACCAGCAAGGCCUUUUUUCCGACUCUCGACCGCAGCUGGCUUGUCAAUUUCUGGGAUAUGGACGUCCGGGACAUCUUCCUGGCGGUACCAUUCGCCGUACUGUUGACAAUUCUAUUUUACUUUGAUCAUAAUGUCUCAUCCUUGAUAGCUCAGGGGACGGAGUUUCCACUCCGAAAACCUGCUGGGUUUCACUGGGAUCUAUUCCUUCUCGGUUUAACGACAGGCGUGGCCGGAAUCCUUGGCAUCCCGUUCCCCAACGGCUUGAUCCCACAAGCGCCUUUCCAUACCGCUGCACUGUGCGUUACCCGCCAGGUCGCUGACGAAGACGAAACGAAUAAGGGUAAAUCAGUUCGCGUCAUAGAUCACGUCGUUGAGCAACGAUUCAGCAACCUAGCCCAAGGUUUGCUCACGCUAGGUACUAUGAGCGGCCCGCUCCUUACCGUCCUUCACCUCAUCCCGCAGGGAGUAAUGGCAGGCCUCUUCUUCGUCAUGGGCGUCCAAGCCCUCCUGAGCAAUGGCAUGACGCAGAAGAUAAAAUUCCUAGCCCAAGACAAGAAAUUAACGCCGGCGUCCGAUCCGCUGAAACGCAUCGAGCGGAAAUUGGCCAUCUGGGCAUUUGUGGGUAUUGAGCUUGUCGGGUUUGGCGCAACCUUCGCCAUAACGCAAACGAUUGCGGCCAUUGGGUUCCCCGUGUUCAUCCUCAUUCUCAUCCCUGUUCGGACGUUUUUGCUUCCACGCUGGUUCACACAGGACGAGCUUGUCGCGCUCGAUGCGCCUACUGCCAGCCCCUUCACCAUGGAGAGUGUGGGUGGAGCGCACGGCUAUGGAGACAGUGAUGUAACGGUUACGCCAGCGUCUGGAGAGGGCGGUGGGAUAUUUAAAUCUUCAGAUUCUGCGGUCGAGGAUGAACUGGAGAGGGGUGAGUCGUUCGAGCUUCAUACCAGGUCUUCCAUGCGGAGGAGGAGUCGUGGUGAAAAUUAG
Messenger RNA from Histoplasma capsulatum G186AR, 2019 nucleotides. RefSeq names its product anion exchange family protein. The transcript is spliced from 5 exons. Bases 1 to 2019 code for a protein of 672 amino acids. Gene Ontology annotation, molecular function: borate efflux transmembrane transporter activity; solute:inorganic anion antiporter activity. NCBI's taxonomy places the organism in Eukaryota, Fungi, Ascomycota, Eurotiomycetes, Onygenales, Ajellomycetaceae. Gene Ontology annotation, cellular component: fungal-type vacuole; plasma membrane. Gene Ontology annotation, biological process: borate transport; monoatomic anion transport; transmembrane transport. The record is from RefSeq and is a predicted model, not a curated record.